AUGCAGAUUGAUCCGGCGGCUCUGAGUCGGAGUGACUCUGUCUCAAAUCCAAAGAGCGCCGUGCCCAAUGGCUCGGUAUCUGCGAAGACCUCCAGAGCUCUAAUAUCUGUGCCGCGGCUAGAGCUAGAGCAUGCCUACACGGACCUGAAGGCCGCCAUCGGGGACAAGUGGGCCGAGUAUAAAGAGUCCACGGCUCUAUUCUUACUAGGACAUUACAACCAGAACGAAUACGCGUCACGGGUCGACUACUUCUUGUGCGCCGACCCUAAAAAUGAACAUCUACAUAACAACUUCAUAUGCGCGCUCAUCGGAAACCUCACGCGAGACCUCCCCGAUCAUGGAGUCGCAAACUGGGUAUCGGCCAACGAUAAACCGUCAACGGUGUCAAAACCCGUCUCCGGAGAUGCUGCGGAACAAAGAUUGAAGACGGAAGUUAUGAAACUACCUCCAAGGGACCGUCGGCGCAUAAAGGGAAUCCCAGAGCGAGAUCCCAAUGAGAAAGUGCCCACAGAGCUUGAAGAAAGCCAUCUAGCUAAGCAAUUCAAAUUACCCAGCCAGGUUCCCGCAAGUGCAGGCGGGCUCAACAAAACUAACUGGGAACUGGAGAUCCGAAAACGCUAUGCCCAGCCCCUCGCCGCAGAAACAGGCGAAUUUCCCGAUGCCGAAUCCAUCCAUGCCCGCAUGGUUCCUAUAUGCUACGAAGAAUCCUUACCCAGCGGUGCUGGGCUUCCAUGUGCUGAGUUCAUGGCAAUUGCGACGGAGACAUUCGUGAAGGAAGUUUUAUCCGCGGUAUUCUCACGGACGCGUUCGAAUGGCCCGUCCGGUACAAUCAAUAACAUGAUGAUGCGUCAGUACCGACACCAACUCGAAGUCGAAGAGCUUGCAUACACCCGUGGCGAGAUUGCGAAGGAUGCUGCCACUGGCCUACUCCCUGUUGAAGCGAGAGAGGCAAACCUUCGAAAACCAUUAGGCGUUAGAGACCUGCGGUUGACUUUGGAGCUGGGCGGCGGUGUCCUCGGCCACAUGCCACUCAUUGUAGACCAGAUCAUGGGCGGGUACUUCGAAGAUGAACUAGAAACUGAGAGACAUGAUCGGUUGGAGAAUGGUGUUGGCGAGCCACAUCAGGAAAUCAAACCUGACGAAGACGAGAUGGACUUGGACGAAGAUGAAGACGGUUCUCUGCUAGACUGGGAAGGCGGCACACUUGGUGAUCGAGAGCAGUUGAGCUCUUUGCUCGACGAGUGUCUGUCGAUGGCUGCAUGA
Molecule: messenger RNA, 1263 nt
Organism: Penicillium vulpinum
Lineage: Eukaryota; Fungi; Ascomycota; Eurotiomycetes; Eurotiales; Aspergillaceae
Product: TADA1 family protein
Exons: 4
Coding region: 1-1263 (420 amino acids)
Biological process (GO): regulation of transcription by RNA polymerase II
Cellular component (GO): SAGA complex
Molecular function (GO): transcription coactivator activity
Source: RefSeq, a predicted model, not a curated record